This is a messenger RNA of Ipomoea triloba (trilobed morning glory), 1099 nucleotides long. RefSeq names its product two-component response regulator ARR4. NCBI's taxonomy places the organism in Eukaryota, Viridiplantae, Streptophyta, Magnoliopsida, Solanales, Convolvulaceae. The transcript is spliced from 5 exons. The record is from RefSeq and is a predicted model, not a curated record. Bases 207 to 899 code for a protein of 230 amino acids. Gene Ontology annotation, biological process: phosphorelay signal transduction system; cytokinin-activated signaling pathway.
GUAUAUGUGCUGUGCGCGAGGAAAGAUGGCAACGUGCAUCGUAUAGGAAAUCGCACAGCAAAUCAUAUAGGAAAUCACAGAGAUUCAGUUUCGAUUUUGUUCUUGCCAUAUAUCAUAUGAGCUUCAAAUCACCUACACCACCAUAAUCUUUUGCUUUUUUCCUGAAAAAGCAAAAGCAAGCUUGCGAAUUCAGCUGUGUGGGAGAGAUGGCGAGGAACGGGGUGUUUUCACGGUGGCGGAGGGCUGAGGGACCCGCCGGAUUGUCGCUUCCCUCAGAAUCUCACGACGUUCAUGUCCUCGCCGUCGACGAUAGCCUCGUCGACAGGAAAGUAAUCGAGAAAUUGCUCAAAAUUACAUCCUGCAAAGUGACAGCAGUGGAUAGUGGGAGUAGAGCUCUGCAAUUCUUAGGAUUGGACAGGGAAGAGAGUUCUGUUGGGUUUGAUGGUUUGAAGGUGGAUAUGAUAAUCACAGAUUAUUGCAUGCCUGGAAUGACGGGCUAUGAAUUGCUCAAAAAGAUUAAGGGAUCAUCUUUUAGGGAAAUUCCUGUUGUCAUAAUGUCAUCUGAGAAUGUUUUGGCAAGAAUUGACAGCAGAUGUCUGGAAGAGGGGGCGGAAGAUUUUUUGUUGAAGCCAGUGAAACUGUCGGAUUUAAAACGAUUGAAGAGUCACAUGUUUGGCGAGGACGACAAGAAUCCAAGAGAAGACAGUGGGAUAAACAAGCGAAAGUUACAAGAAAUGUCCGAGGAUUCAUCGCCUCCCUUACCUUCACCAUCACCAUUGCUGUCUCCAAAUCCGUCAACCGAUCUUUCAUCAUCAUCAUCGUCAUCGUCCUCCCCACCCUCCACUUCAUCAUCACCUUCCUCACCUGAACUACUUGAAUCUCCUAAGACAGAGGAAUGAAACAAGAAUACUAGGUAUAACAUUAGUUCUUUCUUUUCUUUUCUUUCUUCUCCAUGUGUUAUACAACAGCAAAGCCAAUUACCCCCUCCUAUAUCCUAUGUGCGGUUUUUGUUGGCUUGUAAUUUUUUAAACUUAUUAUUAUUAUUGAUUUUCAAAUGUUGGUAUUCUUAAUUUCUUAGUCAUUUUGUGUGAUAACACAA